Messenger RNA from Poeciliopsis prolifica (blackstripe livebearer), 5976 nucleotides. RefSeq names its product adhesion G protein-coupled receptor F3a (gene adgrf3a). The coding region runs from base 2421 to 5504 and encodes 1027 amino acids. Gene Ontology annotation, molecular function: G protein-coupled receptor activity. Lineage: Eukaryota; Metazoa; Chordata; Actinopteri; Cyprinodontiformes; Poeciliidae. The transcript has 19 exons. Gene Ontology annotation, cellular component: membrane. The record is from RefSeq and is a predicted model, not a curated record. Gene Ontology annotation, biological process: cell surface receptor signaling pathway; G protein-coupled receptor signaling pathway.
AUAGUUGUACAAUUUUUUCUGGUAUUGUUUGAUUUUUAAGCCUUUAUGGUCAACACAUACAGGCUGGAGCAAAAAAAAAAAAAAAGUGUUUCCGUUUUCUGUGUGCUGUUAGCAUCGACAAUCUUAACAAACCUGCAGUAAUUCAAUUUAUUUCAGGUUUCCAUUUUAGUGGAAAACAUUGGGUUAAUUUUUCCAAAGUGUUUUCACUCCAUACUAGCCCAUUUAUAAAUGUCACAAUUUCAUACUAAACAUUUUACAAGAAAGCUAGAAAGUUAGCUCAAAGCCAAACAGUUAGCUUACUAAGUGAACAUUUAUUUUGAGGCUGUUAAUUGAAUGAAAUUAAUUGUUUUAUUAACAAGCUAGUUCAUUAUUUCUACCCAAGAAAUUUCUUAAGAAACUUGAUUCCAUAUUCGUCCCAUUUCCAUGGGACUAUAAAAUGCACCGAAUUAGCAAAGAUCAUCUUUGCAGGGCAAAACUGGAGGGAGGACUAGCCUUCUCAAAUUUCUCACUUUGCUAUUACUCUUGUACGCUUCGCAUCAUCACAAUUUGGCUAGAUCACAAUUUUACACAAUCCGAGUGGAUCACAAUGGAAAAAGAAGACUGCAGCCCUCAUGAAAUUGGUGCUCUUAUUUUGUCACCAACAAGUAUAGAUAAUUUGGCAUACAACAACCGCAUCAUUCACUAUACUAUACGCAUUGGGAAACUGAUAAAAUCCCAGUUUGAUAUUGAAUCUAUAAAAUCCCUCAUUUGUCCCUUCCACUUUAGAUUCAGGUUAUACACAAUGGAAAGAUUUAGGCCUCAGAACUAUUGGUGAGCUGUUGGUGGGUGGUAACUUAGCCUCUUUCAGCUUCAGGCCAAAUUUGGUCUCCAUAAACAUAAUCAUUUUAGAUACCCACAGGUCAGGGCAUAUGCCAAAACACACAUGCACACUUUAGAGAAUAUAAAACCUAGUGAAUUUGAUGAACUUUUUAAACUUGGUGGUGGGGAAGGACAUCUAAUCUCCCAGAUUUAUAAUGUUAUUAUCCAGAUCCUCACCGUCCAUGCAGGACCUCAGAGCAGGAAUUAGGAACGGAGAUGAACGACGAACUCUGGAAGGCUGCGCUAGAGAAUAUUCACAAGUGCUCUGCCAACUCUAGACACUGUCUUAUUCAAUUUAAAAUUAUUCACAGGCUUCAUUUCUAUAAGGUGAAGUUACAUAAAUAUUUUCCCUACCACAUCUCCACUGUGUGACAAAUGCCAUAUUGAAGAAGCCACAUUCUUACUCCUGGUGUACUUAAGUUAACCCCAUUUUGGUCUGGCAUAUUCAAAACUUUAUCAAAUAUAUUUCACACAGAGUUGAGACUGGACCCACUUCUGAUUGUACUCGGAAGUUUCUGUUCAACUUUCACAAUUUAAUAAAUACCAACGACAACUUUUAUCUUCUGCCUUCAUCGUAGGAAAAAAAGCUAGCGCUGAUGUUUUGGAAAAAAUCUGUCAAAUUGUGGCUGAUUUUUGGUAAGGCUCUCUCAUCUGGAAAGAAGACGGUUUUCAUUAACAAAUAACUUCAAGCAACUCAAUAAAACUUGGCAAACCCUUCGACAAUAUAUUGAUAACUAUUUGAAAAGAAUUUGAUUUGACUCUGUGUGAUAAGAUGAAAGUCCUGGGGAUUGGGGAGGUGGGUGGGUUUUGAUAUUGUCCUUGUUUAUUUAUGUUGCCUUUGUUUUCUUUUGACUUUGUAUUGUCUUUCUGUUUUAUGCUCACAUCAAAAAGAGGACGGACUUGUUUGUUCUUAGCUUCAUGAUUGAUUCCUCAAUAAAACAGUUUGACAACAAGCUAGUUAAUUAAACUACCACUUAGCUAACUAAAUAUUUGGUUUGAGGCUACAUAUAUAGUUAGCUAGCUAACUAGUUAUUUAGUUUGGAGCGAGAUAGUUUGUAAACUAAAUAUUUCUCUUGCUAACUAAGUAUAUAGUUUGACAGUUUGACUUUCAGAUUCUUACUUGGAGGUAAAUUAAAUGAUUAUCUCAAUGUUCUCAAGGAAUAUGAACUCCCAUUUGUUUGGUCUACAUUAAAGUGGUUUUUCAACCUUUCCUCAGCACAAUUUAAAUGCUUUGAGUCAAAGUCUAGAUUUGACAUAUUGAGGGCUGUAGGAAACACAAAACAGUCUUAAUUUCAGAUUUUACAUGUGUUAUGAUACAAACAAAGCUGCUUAUUUUUUAGAGUAUUUUAUACCAGCGACAUAUCAGCAUUACUCUUUAAACCAGUCAUACAACUUUCUGUCUUUUUUUUUUUCUUCUUUUUUUCAAAGAAGGGAAAUUACAUGAAACAUAUAAUACUUUUAUUUCAUAACAGCAAAAGAUCCACCGAGAUGGCAUGGUGAAACAAAGAACGUUUGCUGCUACGAAGGUUCACUGAUGUGCAUCAAGAAAACACAGGAUCAAGAUGUGGGUCUUCAUAUUUCUCUGCAUACUGGGUCUAAACAGCCAGGCCUCUGCAACAGUUUCAGAGAACUCAACGCAGAUGUAUUACGCUAAACUGACAAUAGACAGAAGUGCAGUGGAAAGAAUCAUUUCGAUGCUGAACUUUUCCGUGAACGACAAUAAAGUGAACAUCAAGGAGGUUACAAUGACGACAGAAUGUCUGCAAAACGGCAACGGUAAUAAAACAUGCACAUGCAAACCUGGCCACAAAUGGAGUGAUGACGUUCGUCUCCAGGGGGUAGAUUGUAAUGAAAAGAGCUGUACCCUCAGGGAUGACUCUAAUACAUUGUGCACUUUAAACACUACAGUUGGUAUCACAGGGAGAUUCAAACUGGAGGGAACUAACUUCAGCAAUUGUCUGACAGAUAAGUCCUCAGACCCUUAUAAGGAAUGUCAUAAAGAUCUGUUAAAAAAGAUGAAAAGCGAAUACAGUAAAAUAAGAGGAUUUGACAGUCUCACAAUACUGCAAUUCAGUGUCGGGAGCAUUAUUGUUGACUUUGCAAUGAAGAUCGUCUCUGACGUUAAUUCGACAAAACUGUUUGAAAAAUCUACAAACCUGACAAAUACUCUGAUAGGCAGUAUGACUUUGGAGACAAAAGGCAUUGUCAAUUUGGAAAUAUCAAAGGAAUCAGUGCUCUAUGACAACAGCACUGUGGUUAUUUGUAGAACUGAAAAAAAGCUUAAUGCCCAACCAGAAUGGACUCUGAAAAGAGAAGAUGGAGAGUUUCUCAUAACUAAUGGCAGCAUCUCAACAGUAGAAAUUAAACCAAAAGAAAGUACUGUCACGGUUCAAAAGGUUAACGAACUCUGGCAAGGAGAGUACAUAUGUCUUUUUGUUGAAAAAGAAAACCAGAUAACCAUAAACCAUAAAGCCAAUGCUACAUUGGAUGUAUGCCUCAAACCGAAGAUCGAGAUUUCAGCAGAUCCGGCAUUUCCCUUGUGUAAGACAGAUGGGAGUGUUUUUCUUGUGAUAGUGAAAUGUGAGAUAAAGAGUACCAGCGAAAAAUACAAUGUGUCGUGGCAAGAAGGUGCGAUUCGUCGACCCACGAUUGAAGAAAACAACAAACAGAUUUAUUCAGCUCAAAAAUUAGUUGACUGUAAGAAAGGCCAGGGAGAUUCUUCAGCGUCUCCUGACGUAUUUUGUGAAUUUACUAAUCAGUGCCACCAAACCAAAGCUGCAUCCAUGAGGGUCGAAGUCAUCUAUCUUGAAGACAAAUAUUGUCCAGCAGAAGGUGAAUGGGGAAACACCAAGGCCGGCUUUACUGCAGAAAUAAAAUGCGCGGAUAAAGCUGGAACAAGAAAGCGAAAGUGUUCGCCCAGGAAAGAAAGCCGGGUUGGGAUAUGGGGUGACGAGGUUUCAGAAUGUGUUGAACGGGAUCUCGCUAGUGUGCUGGAAAAUGCUGCAAUUAGUGACAUUGGACUUGGUAUACUGGCUACAAAUGCUGCAAUAGUAUUUGAGCGCUUUGCAAAUGUCACAAAGACAUCAAAAUUACCUGGUUAUGCCAACAUAAAUACAUCGGUCGAAGUACUUAGCACCAUGGAUGAGAAGUUACAAAAUUUAAGUUCUAUUACAAAUGAGUCGGCAAUAGAAAAUUUUCUAUUCUCAUCCAGUCAUUUGCUGAAUAAAAGUCUUGAAGACUCGUGGACUAAGUCCCCUGAAAACUCCUCAAUGGCUGAGAGAUUCAUGAUUUCUGUUGAGAGUUUAAUUAAAAGGUCAAAUAUGACAUCGACGAUGAAGGAAAAUCUGCAAGUGUAUGUGUGCAACAGCAGCGAAUGCAAAAUCAAAGUUUUCAAUGUUACAGUUUCUCUUCCGGAUGGAGUGAAUGUGAAAACAGCUGCAUUCAGACAACUGGAUAAAUAUUUGCCCAAUCUUGACAAUAAAUCAGAGAUCAACAGUAUCAUUGUUUCCACAACGGCAGACAACCAUCGUGGCAUUACCCUCGACUUUGACUUGUUCAACCAAAGACCUCGUAAUGUUGAGCUAAAAUGUGUGUUUUGGGACACUAACAAACAUGAGUUUUCAUCAGAGGGAUGUAAGUGGGGGGGUCCCUCAAACGAGGGCCGAUGCAUCUGUGAUCAUCUUUCCUCGUUUGCUUUGCUACUGUCCAAGGAGCCCCUGGAAGUCCCUGGUAUAACUUAUGUAACUUAUGCGGCUCUGUCAGUAUCGGUGUUGUCACUCAUCGUCACUCUUGUGAUAGAACUGAUAGUCUGGAGCGACGUAGUCAAGACGAAUACGUUAUAUUUACGCCACACUGCCCAUGUGAACAUUUGUCUGUGUUUGCUGAUCGGUAACCUCUGCUUUUUGGCAUCUUCUUCCAACCCAGAGAAUAUGUCAGACCUCUGGUGUCGAACCUCUGCGGUGCUGAAGCAUUUCUGCUACCUGGCUAUGUUCUUUUGGACAUUUUGUUUGAGCACCACGCUUCUUCAUCAGGCAGUGUUUUUGUUCCACAAGGUUAGCAAGGCAAACUAUCUGAGGUUCUCGUUGAUUGUAGGCUACGCCGUCCCCUUUAUCAUCGUCUUUGUCACGUUUCUUACCUGCAACGGUGGAGCUGAGGGGGUGUAUUACACGAAGGAGACCUGCUGGCUGGUUUACGGCGGGGUUUUUAAAGGCACUUUUUUUACGUUCAUCAUACCAGUUGGAACAAUUGUUUUCAUUAAUGUGUUCGCAAUGCUUGUGGUCAUCAUGAAGCUCAUAAGCCACCACUCAGAAAUACAACAAAAAACUGACAUUUCUCCGGAAAAGGAGAAAGCAGCAGCCAAAACUGUCGUGAGAUCCAUCAUCCUACUGACCCCGAUUUUUGGUGUGACGUGGAUCUUUGGAUUUGCCAUUCUGAUGUUUGAUCUCACAAGUGGACCUGCAGCAUUCGCAUUCGAAUACAUCUUCACCAUACUCAAUGGAUUCCAGGGCUUCUUCAUUUUGCUGACCACAUGCUUCGGAGACAGAAUGACUCGUGAGGCGCUGCUGAAACACAUUAAGAAGAAGAAAGCUCCAGCAUCUAGUGUCAGUGAAAGCACCUCUAAGACCGAGUCAACUUGGAAGAAAUGAAACCAUUUUCAAUCUACGCGUAAAACUAGUAUCACAUUUAUGUGCCAAUGAAAAUAAAUGUACAGUGUGCAUUCACUUUUUACUGAAGCCGAGAGCGCACGUUUUUUUUUUCUGGGAAAAGAAAACCUUUUUUCCCAAAGGUUUUCUUGAGUCAAUGUUCCAUUUUCUGGAGAUAACAAUAUGUUUUUCCCACUGGUUUUCUCGAGACAGAGUUAAUCUCCUGAUGAUUUUCUUGAGACGAGUUCAUUUCCCGAUGGUUUUCACGGGAUAAAAAGUGAAUCUCGAUAGAGCAAACUCUGCUUGUGCCAUUGUGCAAAUACACGUGGCAUGUAUUUGAAGAAUGGAAUCAGGUUCAGCGCACACCAAUCAUCUCGAGAUCGAGAGACGAUUGGAUCCGAAAUGGUUAUCUCGAGAAAACCACUGGGAGAAAACGUCCACUCUCGACUUCCGUAACUUUUUAACGUGAUUGUUU